CCAAAAGAGGGCGUGGUAUUUUUCGUUCAGACAAAUUUUGUAAGCCGCACGCAGGUGGCGCUGUAAACGGUGUAACUUGAGGACAUUCAAAACAACUUCCGCAAAUACUUCACCGGGUGUCUUAAGUAGGACAAAAGCAGCGGAGGCUUCCAUUUUUUCCCCAUGUUAUGCGGAUCUCUCUGAUUUAACGAUAGGCAUAACCGUGUGUAGCGGCUGCUAACAGGGCGAAUCAUGGAGAGUGCUUCCUUUAUCACGUUUAUCAGCUGCAAUUUAAUGGUACUGAGUUUGGGAUCGGGGUCUCAGGCCCAGGCAGAACAAGACACUUUGUACAUUACCAAUGGAUCUCACAUCCUUCAGUCUAACCCAGUGACAGGUGUCCAUACCCCACUGGACAUCCCAAGUGACCAGAUUGGCAGAGCAGUGGGUUUAGCAGUGGAUGCCCAGGAAAAUCUUGUAUUUUGGUCUGAUGUCAGCUAUGAAAAAAAAGGCAUCUAUGUCUGGAACAACACACACAGCGUCAAGAUUAUCAGUGAUGUGGCCGAGGUGAACGGGGUGACGGUGGAUUGGACAACCAAUCACAUCUACUGGACCGAUGCUGGCCGCAAAACCAUCGAAGUGGCAGACUAUGAUGGCAGAAAUCGCAGAAUUCUCAUCUCCUCUGGGCUGAGUCGACCCAGAGGAAUCGUUGCAGAUCCCGUGUCCGGCUACUUAUUUUGGGGUGACCAAGGCACAAGAAGAUUAGAGAGAACGAGACUGGAUGGCUCUGGACGUAUAGUUUUACCAGUGACUGGCCUCUUCUGGCCAAACCAACUGACCGUUAACUAUACUGAUGGGAGACUACUGUGGGUGGAUGGAGCCAACAAGACACUGAAUUCCUGUGACAGAGAUGGCAGUAGUGUUAACAUGGUGGCCAACUUCAGCAUGGACAGUCCAGGUCCACUGUUUGGUGUUGCUGUAUCUAACACUGACCCAGUUGUCUAUGUCACUUCAUGGUACAGUGGUCAAGUGAUGAAUGUGUCCACGGAGGGUCAAGUGGGCAAAGCUUUGACCAAUGUAGCGGCUGGCAAUGCAGCUAUAUUUAGUGUGGCUAGCACGUUCCAACCUUCAGUAAAUACAGCACAGAACCCCUGCAUGACGUCUGACAGAGGACAGUGUGCUGGCUUGUGUCUGCCUACUGGUGCUGACACCUAUAGGUGCUCAUGUGGUUCAUAUGGAGGACUGUCUCUGGGGCAGGAUGGGAGGAGCUGCAGGACUCCGCAGAAGGUCCUGCUGUUUGCUCUGGCAGAUGUUGGGGAAGUGGGUUAUCUUGACCUAGAGGGAGCCACUGGGUCACCUGACCAUUACACCAUUGGUCACAGUCCAAGGCCAGUGGCUGUGGCCUAUGAUGCUUUCAGACAGAUUGUAUACUGGAGUGAUGUCAGCAACAGAGCCAUCUAUAGUGCAUCUCUCCAAGGAGGAGCUCGGAGAGAAAUUCUCAACUCUUCCCAUUCCAUAGGAAUUGUUGAUGGCCUGGCGUAUGACAGCGCUGAGAACAGGCUGUAUUUUUCCAACAUGGGUAUUGUGAGCAUAGACAGUGCUGCGUACAGCUGGCAUAGAAUAGAAAUGGUUGACCUGGACAGUGGCCAGAGACAGACAGUGGUCAACGUGGCACAGAAACCAAGGGCUAUCUGGAUUGACCAGGUCAACAGAUACCUGUAUUACUCAGACUGGGGUGACAGGGCCGCCAUCAUGAGAACUGACCUGGAUGGAGGCAAUCCUGAAAAGAUUGGCACCAGUCAAGUGUCUAACCCUAACAGUAUUCUAAUAGAGGGAAAUCAUCUGUACUAUGUAGACUCCCAGUACAAGGACUCCACAUUGAGUGCUGGUCUCCACUCUGUGGAUCUCAGAACUCAGACAACUUCCAAGAAAAAUGUCAAUUUGAAGGUUCCAUUUGGUCUGGCAAAAGAUAGCAGCACUAUCUACAUCAGCGACUGGGGUAGCAGCAGUCUGGUCACCUACAAUGAUGAGACAGCAGAAACUGCCACGCGACUCUCUGGAUUGGGCAAAAUUAUGGGGCUGUUAGUAACGCCAGUGACAGCACCCACUUCAGUUCCCUCCACAAUGCCAUGUAGAGACAGUGACUGUGAGGAAAUCUGUCUACCCAAACCCCUGGUAGCUGCAGAGAGCGCAGUGUGUUCAUGUAACAGCUAUAAUUACACAGUACUGCAGUCAGAUGGGAAACAGUGUGCAGCAUCAGAAGACUUUGUCUUGUUUGCUGACAUGAACAGUAUUAAGUUGGUGUCACUUAACCCUGUGACUCGCAGGGUGCAGACAGUCAUCCAGGGCAAUAGUUUUUACUCCAACUUCGCUGCUCUGGUGUAUGACUCCACAUCAAAGACCAUGUAUUUCAGUGAUGUCAACAGGCAGGUGAUUUUCAAAGCCAACAUUGAUGGCACCAAUGUCCAGCAGUUCUACAACCCUGGUCAUAUAAUAGACAGUAUGGUCCUGUCGGGUGGACGGUUGUACUGGACAGAGUUUGCUGGUGGUAGUAUAGUGUCCGUGGCUCUCAAUGGAGAUAACAGGACGUAUACUGUCCAUGUGACUGGGCUGGACAGACCUAGAGCUGUACAGGUUCACGACACAGGAAGUGAAAGAUACCUGUACUGGUCGGAGUGGGGUACCAGUGACCGCCGCGUAGGGAGGGUCAGACUGGGCGUGUCCACUCCUCUGGUCCAGACGGUACUGACCAGCUCUGCUGGCCUCAGAUGGACAAACUCACUCCAGAUAGUGGCAGAUAAGCUGUAUGUGGCAGAUGGAUAUACCAAAACAGUGUACGUGGCUAAUUUAGAUGGGUCAGGGUUGACAGAGCUGACGCAGUUCAGAAGUGACCAUAUCUACGACAUCAGUUUGGGUGGGGACUGGAUCUAUUUUACUGACUGGAGGAGCAAACGUUUAUCCGUGUACCACAGACCCAGUGGGAGAGUGGAGGUCCUGGCAGAGGGCUUGAUGAGACCCACCCAGAUGGUUGUCCAACAAGCUGAACCAACACCAACAGAAUGCCCCAGUUCCCAUGGCUGUAGCCAGUGUUACCCUCUCACAGGCUCUUCUUGGCUAUGUGGUUGCCCAGCAGGACAGGUGCUGCUCCCUGAUGGAAAAUCUUGCAGUAACACAGUCAGUACUACCACACCAUAUCCAGACACAGAGUCCCCAGUGUUCACUUUCUGCCCCAUGGACCUGGUCAAAGACACCACCUCAGGCUCAGUUCACGUCACUUGGCCAUCUCCCGAGGCAAGGGACAACAUGGCUGUCACAUCAUUGACAUCAAAUUACAAACCUGGCAAUGCGUUUCCCGUCGGUGAGUCAACAGUCACCUACACUGUAGAGGAUGCGGCUGGGAAUACUGCUUCUUGUUCUUUUACUGUAGUUGUCAAGAAGAGUGAUCAGACAAAGUGUGGAAGAUUUGAGACUCCACAUCGUGCCAGUGUCAGCUGUCAGACAGUGGGAGGACAGGAGGAGUGCACCAUUACCUGCACCCCAGAGAGUAACAUCAGGGUAAACCAACAGGUGGCGCAACAGUACACCUGCGAUGCGCAGGGAACUUGGCAACCUGAGUACAGGGCAGACGUGGUCCGGACGAUGGCAUGUGUGGAAAUCAAGUCAGCACCAGUGAGCUAUGGGGUAAAGUACCAGGAGGUGCUGACACCUGUUGGUUGUUAUGAAGAUCAAGACUUUAUCUCUUUCGUCAAAAACAAGUACAUAGAUUGGCUGAGGGUGAAUGAGGUGUGUCCCAAGUACGCUUAUAUAAGACUGUGUCAGCCGUCACAAUUGGAUGUGUCUUGUGGCACAGUAAGAAAGAAACGGCAGACGUCAACUCAAGAUGGGACCAUGACCAUUGUCCUUGCUCUGAAUGCAACGCUACCUACACAAGACAGUCAAGAAGAUUUUCAAACAGUCCAGGAAGUUGCUAAGAACGUCUCCAUUUUUCUUGCCAACAACCAGUUCGUGUUUUCCUAUAAUAAUACAAACUAUAAUGUAACCCUGAAGAGUCAAAGCUCUCCAACAGUUAAUUGUGGCAAGGGACAGAUGAAGACAGUGGACAAUUUCUGUGUGCCUUGCCCACCGGGAACUAGAUACAGCUCAGCCCAAGAGAUGUGCCUUGUCUGCCCUGAGAACACAUACCAGGAGAGAAGUGGCCAGUCAGCUUGCAUUCCAUGUGAGGCUAAGAAGAAUUCACUUGCUGGUUCAUUCAGCCACUCCGAUUGUACAGCACAUAUGCUUCAGGUAUCAUCACCAGAACCUGACAUCCGGCUGAUCAUCGCAAUAGCGGUAGGUUCUGGUAUGGCAGUGAUCAUCUUAAUAGUUAUUGUGGUCAUUCUGUGCCGUGGGCGUCGGGGCAGUACAAAGUUUCACAGUGGCUCCAAUGGCACCAUCGACUAUCAGUAUGAAAACGAGGCUUACGAUCAAAUUCCAGCUGAUCAUGAUUUGGGGAGUCAGGAUACCAGGAAUGGCAAUUUGCUUGCCAAUCAGGAAGGGCCGGACUCGGACGAGUAUGUUAUGUUGGCGGAGAAUUGUGAGAUUCUUGUUAAGAGUGAGGACAAAUAUUAA
Lingula anatina is the source of this 4584-nucleotide messenger RNA. RefSeq names its product low-density lipoprotein receptor-related protein 6-like. Gene Ontology annotation, molecular function: Wnt-protein binding; Wnt receptor activity. Gene Ontology annotation, cellular component: plasma membrane. Lineage: Eukaryota; Metazoa; Brachiopoda; Lingulata; Lingulida; Lingulidae. Gene Ontology annotation, biological process: canonical Wnt signaling pathway. The record is from RefSeq and is a predicted model, not a curated record.